GGAUACGGCUACGGCAAAAGCUGCGAAAAACCGAAAACGCGCUGAGUAGAAGAAGGGAGUGGUAUGUCAGUCAGUAACUGACGCACACAGCACAGCGGCACAGCAAAAAACGAGUCCAUCUAUAUAUUUUGAAAACAAUAUUAUUAACUACACAAAUUGUAAUAUAAAUUUGCUAAAAAUUCCCAAAAAAAAAGUGCAAGCUGAAAAAUAAUAUUAUAAAGUGCAACAGCAAAUGCGCGAGAGAGGAAACAACAACAACAAAAGAACUUUGAUAAAUGCACGGGAACGGCAAACGCAACAACGAAAGCAAUACCUUUAACAGUUUCAAAGUGAUUUUGGCAAACGGCGAAAGAAAAGUGAUAUAAAUCAACAAACGAGAAACGAAACUGCAGAUGUUAUAGGGUGGCUAGUUGAGGUGCCAGUUGGCAGUGUGCUGAGGGCCAGUGCGGCAGCCUGAGCCACAGCCAAAGAUAGCAACAGAACAGAAACCGAACCGAACCGAAAAAAAGAAGGAAUCGAAGGUGGAGUCGAAGACGAAGUCGAAGUCGGUAAUUGCGAGCCAGAAUCAAGAUCAAGGAUGCCCGCUAGCCGCAACCGGCACAGGAACGGGCACAAUACAGCAGCAGCAGUAGAGUUAGAGCAAGCAAUAGAGUUGAAGAGAGAGAUAGAAGUAGUAGAAGACGUAGAAGUAGUUGUUGUUGUGGAGGAGGAAGGAUCUGCGGAAGUAGCGCUACUCACAAGGCAGCUCAUGUCAAUGUCGAAGUCAAAGUCGGAGUCAAAGUGAAAGCAUUUUACUGCAGACGACACUGGAGUCGAUGUGAAAGAAGGUUGUGCUAUAUCUAAAUAGUAAAUAAAGUAAAGUAAAGUAAAGUAAAGUAAAUAAAUAAUAAAUAACAAAACAUAAACAUAAGCAACAAAAGCAUAAAUACAAAUACAAAAUACAAAUACAAAUUCAACAAAGCAAAAAAGCAAACAAAGAGCAACAAAAGCCCAAAGGGUACAUGAUAUAAUAUAUACAAACACACACACACACCCACACACACAUUGCAUAUAUAUAUAGUAGAUAUAUGUAUGAUGUAAGGCAUCUGGCAUCUACAGUCAUAAGUAGUUUAUAAAAUUUUAUCGAACGGUCCAAAACUGGCAAGUGGCAAAAGUGUGAGCGCGUAGCAAAAGCAAAAGCGGAGACACAAUGUCUGUGGACUUUAUACUGCCCAAUCGCAACAAGAUACAAACGAUUGCCUAUGCGAGCAAGAAGUAUGCGACGACGGCUGCCACAGAACUCCAGAGCUGGCGACGUCCCAAGCCAAAGCCGAAGGCGGCGGCGAAGCCUCGAGGUGGACACCAACAGCAGCAACACCAGCAGCAUCAUCAACAUCUUCAGCAGCCACAGCAGCAACAUCAUCAACAGCAACAGCAGACAACACUGCGCAAACUGAGAGCAGCGCCCAACUGCAACAAUUCGAACAAUUUCAAUCCCCAUUCAAAUGCGAAUCCUCAUGAGGAUGGCAAGUCCUCGGUGCUGCGGAAUGCCAAUAACAAUAACAGUAACAGUAACAAUGGCCAUGCCAAGAUGACGACGCUCAAGUCUAGCCCCAAGCCGAAGGAGACCAAGCGAAACGGAAGAGCUGCGCUCAAGCGUGAGAUAAUCGAGCUGGACGACGACGACAACGACAACAACGAUGUCGAAGAUGAUGAGGACAAUGUCCAUAACGAUGAUGCUGUCGAAGAUGCUGAUGAUGACGACGAAGAUGAUGAUGAUGUGGGUACGCCACCUGACGAACAAUUGGAAUGGUCGGCAGCACAAUCGCUGGUGCAAAUGAACUCCAAGCAGGAGAAACAGCGACGUCUGGGAGCAGUCAUAACAGCAACAGGAGCAGCAGCAGCAGCAGCUGGAGCAACAGCAGCAACAGGAGCAGCAGCAACAGCAGGAGUUGGAGGAACAACCACAGCAGUAUCAGCAGCCGCAGUAUCUAUGCGCCGUCCAGUGGCCUUUGGUCGCGCCCCAGCCGAGGAUGGCAAGGUGAUCUUCUAUGCGCCGCCAGCGAAUGCAAAUGGCGCUGCCCGUCAGCCGCAGCCCAUCACAAUCAAACGCGAGAGGGAGCAACAGGUGGUUGCAGCUGCUUCGCCUUCGUCGGCCAUCUACAGGGGACGCAGCGUGGAGGAAACGGAGGCAGCACAUGAUCUGCUGUCGCUGUCACAAAGCUUGCCACCGCUGAUUCCACCCUGUGUGGUGACCAUUAUGAAGCAGGAGGUGGCACACAAGUCGCAGCCGGAGCACUUGCCCAUCAUGCAGGAGAUCUCGAAUACUUCCAAGUCCGUGGUGCAGUCGCCACAAUCGCCGUUGCAAUAUCACGGCAGCAGUGGGGUUAGCUCGAAUAUCAGAUUCAUUGGCAGCAGCUCAUACGACAUGUUGCACAAUGCGCCGGAGGCAUCGAACAAUUGCUCGCCCUUGACGCCGCCCAACUCCGAUCACAGCUCCGAUGUGGACAUCGAUAUGUCCUCAUCCUCUGAAUCCGGCCAACUGCAUUGGAACAACAAACAACCGUCGUCGUCGUCGUCGGGGCAACAACAACAACGUACCUCCGCCCUGAAGAUGUGUCUCAACAUGCUCGAUGGCCGCACCAAGGCCAGCAAGGCAGCCAGCAAGGACAAAGAGCACCAGCAGCGACCCAAAAGCAUCAGCAGCCAAAGCAGCUCCAUUGCCGUGGCCAGCGAUUCGUCCAACAGCGCAGCAAGUGGCGCCUCGGCUGCAGGCAAUGUUGCCACCGCAGGUGGGGGCAGCAAUGUGGCCACCGCGGGCAGCGGCGAGAACUAUGCGAAACGCAAGCGCGGCUGCUACAAGUGCACCGAGUGCGGCAAGCAGUAUGCCACAUCGAGCAACCUGUCGCGCCACAAGCAGACGCAUCGUUCGCUCGACUCGCAGUCGGCCAAGAAGUGCACCACAUGUGGCAAGGCCUACGUCUCGAUGCCCGCGCUGGCGAUGCAUCUAUUAACGCACAAACUAUCGCACAGCUGCGACAUCUGUGGCAAGCUCUUCUCGCGUCCCUGGCUGCUCCAAGGUCACCUCCGUUCGCACACCGGCGAGAAGCCCUACGCUUGUGUCCACUGUGGCAAAGCAUUUGCGGAUCGCUCGAAUCUUCGGGCGCACAUGCAAACGCAUUCGGGAGACAAGAACUUCAAGUGCCAUCGCUGCAAUAAGACGUUUGCGCUCAAAUCGUAUCUGAACAAGCAUCUGGAGUCAGCUUGUUUGCGGGAUGCGGGUGCCAUAUCGUUGGGCAAGAGUGUGGAUGGGGAUCACGAUGAGCCCGAUGAUGAUGAUGAGCUGAUGAAGCAUGAUAACGAACAGGAUGAGCUGGAGGCGGAUGAAAUGGACAGCGAUGAGAACAGUCAGGAUAUUGUGGUAGCUUAAAACAUCCACAUAUAUUAUAUUAAAAACUAAACCAAAAAAAGAGAAUCUAAUAUCCUACAACUAACCUUACCUAAUCUUAAACGAAAACAACUUUAUACCAAAUUCCUAGAAGCAAUACUCGAGCACCCUUAUAUCGAAUCGAAUUAAGCAAAUGUUUACGAAGAAACCAAUUCUCAAAUCAAUGCAAUGCGAAUCAGUCGAACUAGCCGCUUAUAUAGUAUGAGUAUGGGUAUGAAAAGUAGUGUUUGAGCAUGAGAUGGAACCCUUAGGAUGGAGAUGCAAUAUAAAAUAAUAAAUGAUGAUGCCAUGGAUCUCAAGUCAAUAGCAUAAUUUCCAUAUACACUAUAUAGUAUAUGCAUAUACUUACUUAACUUACUUAUUAUCAGUAUCGUGAUCAUUCUAUUUAUUAUACAUAUAAUACUAUGUAUAUCUUUAUGAUUAUACUGAAUCUAUUUCCGGUUUUGGGUACAAUAGCCGAAUGAGCAAUACAACAUUCUCCAAAAGAAAACAAAAAUGAAAAAGUAAAAAACAACGUUGAGCAUUUUUAUUGAAUGAACAGGAACAAAGAGCAAAACAAAAGGUUUAAAAGGAAAUCCAAAAUGUAACUUAUAGUAAAAAUCUGACACAACGAAUAUUAUGGAACAUAAGUAGAAAUUCUAUAUAUAUAUACAAAUCACAGAUCAAAUAAGAAGCAUAUAUACAAGUCAACAAGAAGCAGCAGCUAUAGCAGAAGAGUAAAUGCAAAACAAAAGCAAAUUAUAUAUACAUAUAUAUAUAUAUAUAUAUAGCAUAUACUUAUCUAUAUGAGAAAAACAUAUUGAGUACAUAGCGAGCAGAACCAAUUUGCAUGUUUUUUUGGGUAACAAAUACUUACUUUAAGGCAUCGUUUUUAGGGCUCUAGAGAUUUAUAUAGGUACAGGGUGACUAUAUAACAUAUACUACUUAACUAGCUAAAAAAAAGAAAACUAAAAACUAGACCGAGUAUUGUGCAAAGGAGAAUCCUUUCAAUCCAGCCAGACAGCCAGUCGAAAGUUUUUGGAGAUUCGUCAUCGUUGAAAGCGUUUUUGCCAAUACUCGUGCUUAUAUAGGCAAAAUAUAAUACAAAUAAUAAUAAUGAAUGAAAAAAAGCUCAUUUCGAAUCUUAGCAACUAAUCAACUAGUGGACUUUUUAGCACUUCCUGUAACUCUCUCUCGCUCUUAGUCUUUUGAAUAUUUACUUAAUGCAAAAACCAAAUACAUUUACAAACAAGGCAUCAACAAGUUCGGUAGGCCAACAGCAAACAGAUUAGCAAUUGAAAUUGAUAUUGAAAUUGAAUAAUACUCACCACAAUUUUAAAAACAAACAAAAACAGCAAAUGCAACUUUACAUUCUUAACCCCUAUUUAAGAUGAAUAACUUCCAUAAUAUGCUCUAACUCGGAUAAACAAAAAACUACUUCAAUUACUUAGAAAUGAUUAAAAUUAAUGAGAAUACAAUUUAGAAACAUAUCACAAGGACAAUACUUAAACAUUAAUACAUUCAAAUUUAAUAUAAAACAAAACGAAACAAAACAAAAAAUGGAAUCAAUUAAGAACAUUGACAAACACACACACAUUCUCAUACAAAAAAAAGAUAGCAAUUUGCAACAUAGUUAUUUUAUUACUAGACUUAGCUUAUGUACAUAUUUAAUCCAGAUUAUAAAAUAAUUUUAUACAAAACCAAAAAACCAAACAAACAAAUCCCAAAAUUAUAGCUUAAACUUUGGCAAACGUCGAGGUUCAAUAUUCCGUGCAAAUGUCAGAUAAACUAUA
Drosophila albomicans is the source of this 5199-nucleotide messenger RNA. RefSeq names its product zinc finger and SCAN domain-containing protein 2. The coding region runs from base 1190 to 3409 and encodes 739 amino acids. The record is from RefSeq and is a predicted model, not a curated record. The transcript has 3 exons. Lineage: Eukaryota; Metazoa; Arthropoda; Insecta; Diptera; Drosophilidae. Gene Ontology annotation, biological process: regulation of DNA-templated transcription. Gene Ontology annotation, molecular function: DNA-binding transcription factor activity, RNA polymerase II-specific; RNA polymerase II cis-regulatory region sequence-specific DNA binding.